AUGGACAGAGGGAAUCGUGAGAGCGAGGGUGAACGGGCUGUGACCCCUCGGCUGGUGAUCGUAGUGAGCGGAAAGCGAAAGACGGGGAAAGACUAUCUCGGAUCGAGACUCGUGGAUGCGAUCGGGGAAUCCUCUGCCCUCGUCCACCUCUCCUCCCCUAUCAAGUCCCACUGGGCCCGAACCCACGGAUUGGACCUCCAGGCACUCCUCGGUGACGGACACUAUAAAGAACGGUAUCGGGCGGAGAUGGUCGCUUGGAGCGAGGAAGUGCGACGACGCGAUCCCGGAUACUUCUGUCGCCUGGCGACGGACAGCGACGCGUGUCGCGAAAGGCCGAUUUGGGUGGUGAGCGACGCGAGACGACCCUCCGACGUCUCCUGGUUUCAACAUUUUUUCCCCGGUCGAGUCAAGACCGUGCGAAUGCAUGCAAGCGAUGAGUUGCGACGGCAUCGCGGGUGGACGUUCGUUGCAGGGAUCGACGACGCAGAGACGGAAUGUGCACUGGAUUCCUUCCCUGACUGGGAUCUUAUCGUCGAGAAUAACGAGACUGGAGGAUUGGAAAAAGGGAUCGAGACCAUCUUCACCUGGGUCCAACACUUCCUAUCGGAUUCCUGA
Molecule: messenger RNA, 615 nt
Organism: Darwinula stevensoni
Lineage: Eukaryota; Metazoa; Arthropoda; Ostracoda; Podocopida; Darwinulidae
Source: the annotation of a GenBank genome assembly